AUGGCAAACAACACCCUCGACGAACCAACUAUGUCGACACACACCAACCAAUACAUUCGGGAGGUACUUCACUCUUCCGAAGCUCCUCCUCCUAUCCCCGUUCGCUACUUCUACACCUCACCGCUCGCCAUCGACGAUCCUUUGUCUCCUCUGCCUCCACCAUUGACCGGCUCGUCGAGCACCCGCAGGCAACCACCACGGCCAUUUUCGGAGUACGACAACGAGGCUAUCAACGACACAUGGUUAGAUCUGCGGAAAAAGAUACUGAAGCACAAUGAAGAGGUUGGUGAGAAGCGUAGAUCGGUGGAUGUUCCGGGGACGCCUACAAAUCCGGCCGUCGCACGCUUGAAGAGGAAGAGAGGAGAAUCGGCGUCUGGAGAGGAGGCUUGUCGAGUUACACAGGGGAGGGAUAUCCCUUCGCCCCGACCUUCGAGUAGAGGCCAAUAUUCAAGAUCUGCUGAAGUGUUUCAAGAUGAUCAGCCCGGCUCGUCCCAAGAGGUGGCCCUCUCUACCUCGCUGCGUGUAAUGGAACCUACAGAUAGCUCUACCCUCCUCGAGUCUACCACCACCGGUACCCCAUUUAUCAGAGCUCCUUCGCGCGGGAAUAUCGCUCAAGCGCGGACGUCGGGAUCGGCAGAGGGGAAGAGACGACCAAUACCGCACGAACUGGAUAGCUACAAAUGGGAUGAAGACAUGGAACCUGCGCUCUCAGGAAACAAAGACAAAGGCCCCAUCCGUACUCCCCCAAAAACCAAGCAGGGUCCUUUGGCAAGGGUCCCUGUUGGAGUGUCUCGACUUCACCAUGUCGUUAUGGACGCUGAGUCCAUUCGAAUGGAGCCUAUUUACUGGUCCCCGGUGAGCGAUAUAGCUAAGGUCGUUAGGGGGACUUGGUUCUAUAAAGACACUAUGAUGCCUGUGGAGAUUGAGGUCGCGAACAUGCUUGAAGCUGGGUACCUAGAUCUUCAACCUUGGACGCAGACGUGGACCGAUGAGCUGAAUAGCGCUGUCGAUGUUGGGGCGCUCGGCGAAAUGAAGAUCCUCCACAAGCUCUGGCCUGAUAAAUCAAUGAAGCUGGAGAGUCGGCCUACAACCUCAAGCCAGAUGAACGUUGGCAUGGUCCAAAAUGCCAUGCCUGAAGUUGUAGCUGAUCCAGAGAAGGAGAGACAAGGUAUCGUGGAGAACGCCUGUGACCUUAUCGAUAUCUCAACUGGUGCAGGUGGCCCUGAUAACAAAGCCGCAGGCGAUGCGGAUUACGGUCACCAAGGCCGCAAGAACCUUUAUCGAAAAGCUGGAGUUAUUUACGCCACCGCAAAGGAAGCAUAUCUAUUACGGCCAGCUCUACAGCCGUCGGAUUAUUACGGGAGACGUCCGCUUGCCAACUACAUCCGGAAGGAGAGGCCGAUCGGCAUCUGCGUUACGAGAGGCUUCGAUCAAGGGAUAUGGGACAAGCUUCAUCCUCCUAAGAAGACCCCGAUGGCAAUGAGAGCACGCGAAGGUGUCUCUACAGCUCAAGCCGGAGCCCCACCUUUUGGGAGACAGAAGUCUGAUCCUGCACUCGCUCUCUCCGAACGACCGCAAGUCACUGAUCUUGUGCUGGUAAUUCAUGGCAUCGGUCAGAAGUUGUCGGAGCGUAUCGAGACAUUUCACUUCACUCACGCAAUCAAUGCCUUUAGGAGGGAGGUUAACGUAGAGCUUGGAGAGUCCGAUGUCAAACGCCACCUUCGUAAGGACGUUGGUGGAAUCAUGGUCUUGCCGGUUAAUUGGCGGCUAAGCAUAUCCUUACAAGAUGAUGCUGGUGGAUGCCGGGAAGCAGAAGACCCCGCUGUAAACAAAUAUACUUUGAAGGAUAUUACGCCUGAGACGCUUCCUUCUGUGCGAGGCAUCGUCAGUGAUGUAAUGUUGGAUAUCCCGUACUACCUCUCUCCCGACCACAAUCCAAGAAUGCUGUCAGCCUGUAUUCAAGAGGCGAACCGCAUAUACCGGCUUUGGUGUCUGAAUAAUCCAGGCUUCUCAGAGUGGGGUCGCGUCCAUCUCAUUGCUCACUCUCUCGGAAGCGUCAUGGCGAUAGACAUCUUAAGUCAGCAGCCAAGUCAUGUCCCACCACACCUCGGGGAUCCUUCAUUCCCAGAGGAAGAGAUCCCACAGGACCACUUCAUCUUCAAUACAAAGUCACUCUUCGUAUGUGGAAGCCCAGUCGGUUUCUUUCUGCUCUUGAAGAACGCCGCGCUUCUUCCUCGACGAGAUAAAGAGAAGCCUGGAGCCGACUCAUAUGCUAUGUCGGGCAUAGCGGGCGAGCAAGGCACCUACGGUUGCAUUGCCGUCGACAACAUUUACAACAUUAUUAACCCCUACGAUCCCGUAGCCUACCGCCUGAACGCUGCCGUCGACGUCGUAUACGCGGAAACGCUCAAAACCGCCGUCAUCCCCACCGCCAAUACGUCCUGGCUCGCCUUCUCGAAUCCGUUCCGCAAAACCGUAUCGUCCGCCGAAGCCGCCGUCGGCAUCAAAGCUGCCAACAGUCGCCUCCCGUCGAAUGUUGAACUCGAGACGCACAACUUUACAAGAGAAGAAAUCGCGGAAAAGAGAGCAUACCUCCUGAAUGAUAAUGGACAGAUUGAUUACUUCAUGAAGUAUGGAGGCGGCCCGCUAGAGAUACAGUACCUGACGAUGCUGGGGGCACAUAGUAGUUACUGGCUCAGCAGAGACUUUGUGAGGAUGAUUGUCAUUGAAAUGGGUAGGGGUUUUGGGAAGGAGGGCACUAUCCUCGCGAUGAGGGCGCAGAAGAAGAAAACGAAUGUUGCAUGA
Molecule: messenger RNA, 2805 nt
Organism: Lindgomyces ingoldianus
Lineage: Eukaryota; Fungi; Ascomycota; Dothideomycetes; Pleosporales; Lindgomycetaceae
Exons: 2
Coding region: 1-2805 (934 amino acids)
Cellular component (GO): cytoplasm
Molecular function (GO): metal ion binding; glycerophospholipase activity
Source: RefSeq, a predicted model, not a curated record